Drosophila rhopaloa is the source of this 594-nucleotide messenger RNA. RefSeq lists its product as uncharacterized. NCBI's taxonomy places the organism in Eukaryota, Metazoa, Arthropoda, Insecta, Diptera, Drosophilidae. Bases 1 to 594 code for a protein of 197 amino acids. The transcript has 2 exons. The record is from RefSeq and is a predicted model, not a curated record.
AUGAAACCGAAGACUUUGGGCGCGUGGAUAAUAAUUUUCCUCUGCUGUCUCCCUAAUUGGAAAUUGGAGGCGGAGGCAAAGAAUAAUUUUGAGCUGCAAACGGAUAACUUUACGUGCAGCAGCGAGGAUGUGAAUUCAAGGAUCAUCAAGGAGUAUCGCUGUGGUAUCAGUAAGGGUUCCAAACGCCGCACUUGGCGUAUGGAAUUUAUGCUGGUACAACCUGUUGCUGACCAUGAUUUCUUCAUGAAAAUCAUCCUGCCGCGAAGGAGACCCCUCACGGACUUCGUCCUGCUGAAUGUGACCACCGAUGGCUGCCAGUUGCUGGCCAAUCGCAAUCAAGUGCCCCUCAUGCGUUUGGGCAGGAACAUCAUGGAGCGCUUUAGCAACUUCCCCAAACAGUGUCCCUUCGAGGCCAAUGUGACCUACUACAUCAGAGGCUUCCGGCUGGACCUGAACCUCCUGCCCGCCGUGGACAUGGAGACCCCGGUUCACGUGGAGCUCAGUUAUCGGAGCAAGCAGCAGGGACUCAGGUGGAUCAGCGGCUACUUGAAGGCAAGUGUUCAAAGGAUAAGCGACAAAAAACACCCCAAGUAG